UCCGCACCGCCGCCAUUUAUAUUUCCCCGCCAUUUUACAUCAACUCAGCGGAGAUUCGGUUACGAAGACGACGACGGCUCAAAUGGAAAAUCAACUUUGCAAGCUGUUUGUCGGUGGACUUAACGUCCAGACCACUGAUGACGGUCUGCGAAAUCAUUUCGAGCAAUACGGGACUCUCACGGACUGCGUGGUCGUGCAGAACCAGCAGCUGAAGCGCUCGCGCUGCUUCGGUUUCGUGACGUACUCGAGCCCCGAGGAGGCGGACUCGGCCAUGGCGGCCCGGCCGCACGUUCUGGACGGUAACAACGUCGAGCUGAAGCGGGCCGUGGCCCGCGAAGACGCAGGGAGGCCGGAGGCCCUCGCGAAGGUGAAGAAGAUAUUCAUCGGCGGGCUUAAAGACGACAUCGAGGAGGAUCACCUCCGCGACUGCUUCUCGCAGUUCGGCGCUGUGGAGAAGGCGGAGGUUAUCACGGACAAAGAGACCGGCAAGAAGCGGGGCUUCGGCUUCGUGUAUUUCGAGGACAACGACUCGGCCGAUAAAGCCGUGGUGCUCAAGUACCACGUUAUUAACGGGCAUAAAGUAGAGGUGAAGAAAGCCCUGACCAAGCAGGAGAUGCAGGCCGCGGGGAGUCGCGGUGGUCGUGGUGGUCGCGGAAGGGGGAUGGGGAGACCGCAGAACGGCUACGGCGGGCGCGGCGGAGGAUACGGAAACUAUGGCGGCGGCGGCUAUGGGAGCAAUGACGGCUACGGCGGAGGCUACGGAGGCGGGUACGCUGGCGGGUAUGGGGGAGGCUACGGGGACCAAAUGGAGGGCUACGGCGGUGGUAACGGCUACAGUGACUUUGGCAGCGGCUAUGGCCAGCAGUCCUCUGGCUAUGGCCCAAUGAAAGGUAAUUACUCGGGCAGAAGCAGCGCUCCUUACUCCCGAGGAGGUGGUGGUGGUGGUUACGGCAGGGGGGGUUACGGAGGCUCGUAUUAGGAGUGUUCAUUAGGUCUCACUUUAAGAGCAGCUCCGUCCCCAGCCCACAUCACAUUAUCUUCAGCUAAUAGCCAGAUUCAGCCACUUUAACGUAACGUGGCAUUGACUGAAACACAACUUUAUCCAGCCUAGCAAAUCACAGGUAGGGCUCACCUGUCCGACUUUACUCAGCAUCUCUCUCACAGCUACUACUACACAUCCUUGUGCUCUUUUCCCUGAAGUAAUAGGAAGAAUAUUUUGUUCUUUUCAACAAGACAUAGGACUACUACUCUGGAUCUCUACUUAUUAUCUACCUGUUGGCGAAACUGUUACUCACGUUUUUUGUUGUGCUUUGGGAUUAAGUUAAGAUUAGUAUUUUUGCUUGUUAAUUAGAGUAGGCAUGUGUUUUUCUCCUUUUAGUGUAUGCAUUGUAUCUUUAUUGUGUCUGUUAUUUUUUCAAAACAUUUAAUAGUGCUGUCAAACGAUUAAUCGCGACCAAAACAUUAAAAAAAGGUUUUGUUUACAUAAUGUACAUGUACUGUGUAGAUUUAUGUAUAGAGAAAUACACAAACAUACAUGUAUAAAUUGUACAAAUAUAUAAAUGUUUAUAUUAAUAUAUAAUUGAUAUUAUAUAUAAAUAUUUUAUAUAUAAACAAAAAUAACAAUUCUUAAAUGUAUACAUGUGUGUGUCUAUUUAUAUAUACAUAAUAAAUAUGCACAGUACACAUUAUGUAAACAAACCUUUUUAUUUUGGAUGCGAUUAAUCGUUUGAGCACUAAUAUUAAAAUCUGAUUUGGAUUGAGAGCCAAUCGCAGUGAAACCUUGUAGAGGUUCAAAAAUCCAUUGGCUGGCAGCAAGCAUUAUUUGCAUAUCACGUGAUGUAUUGAGUGCGCAGUACCUUAAGUAAAAAUACCAUUUAUUUUCUUCAUAAGGCAAGACGGACUCACUUUUAGCUAUGAGGUUAAAUGGUGUUUUUUUUUUUUUUUUUUUUUUAACUCGUUUUGCAAAUAUGUGGAAAUGAACCAUGGUUCUUCAAAAAAAAAAAAUAAUAAUAUUUGCAUAUUUUGCAAUGAACGUAAAAUGUUUCUGUAUACACACUCAACAUCUUUAAAUCAAUAGUUCGCAGUGCUUCGUGGGAUUGCAGUAUUUUCCGUCAUGGACCUGUUUUGUGUAUUCUUUUCACCAUUUGCUUCAAAUCAAAGAUUGUAAUGAUUCGGCUCGUAGCUGAUUGGUUUGAGUGAAUCUCAACUCUAUAACAAACGCUUUUAAAAACUGAACGGAGAAAAAUACUCCAGGAAACUGAGGGGGCUGAAGAAGUGGACGGGCACUGUUGCACUCAAUUAAAGCACUUUCUGCAGAGUCUGCUGUCAGCCAAUGAAAGACUGAACUUUUAUUUAAUUAGGCUCGAUGGCAACUAGAAAUUGUUCGUCUUAACAUUAGAAAAGUGUUGGAAUAAACAGAAAUUUCUUUGGCGUCUCAGCAAGUUAAAAGGACUAGUUUCAGCUUCGAUUGUUCAGGCUCACUAUAAAACAACCCUCAACAUCCGGUAAUAUAGUGAUUAACGUGUGUCCCCUCCCAAUUAGUGUGAUUUGUUAAAUAGUUCAAGGACAUUAUGAAAAUAUUUGUCAUUGGUGUUACAGUGAACCUUUUGGUCGGGACUCUGAAGACCGAUUUGAGUUUUUUUUUUUUCUACCGUUUAUCAUUUAGUAAAGGACUUAAAUGCUCUUGUCUCAUUGUAUUACUGCUUCAACAGAAUAAUCUAUGGAAUAUUGUUUAUUUCAGAUACAACUGAACUGUAUGUAUUUCUGUUAAUAAAAGUCAUUACUCAGUA
This is a messenger RNA of Cyprinus carpio (common carp), 2789 nucleotides long. RefSeq names its product heterogeneous nuclear ribonucleoprotein A0a (gene hnrnpa0a). The transcript has a single exon. Gene Ontology annotation, molecular function: RNA binding. NCBI's taxonomy places the organism in Eukaryota, Metazoa, Chordata, Actinopteri, Cypriniformes, Cyprinidae. Bases 83 to 979 code for a protein of 298 amino acids. The record is from RefSeq and is a predicted model, not a curated record.